Meleagris gallopavo (turkey) is the source of this 8972-nucleotide messenger RNA. NCBI's taxonomy places the organism in Eukaryota, Metazoa, Chordata, Aves, Galliformes, Phasianidae. The record is from RefSeq and is a predicted model, not a curated record.
AUGGUGUUCCCACUCACCACUGUGUUUUCUUCCCACACAGAUGCCCUGCGGAGCAUCGUCUCCAUGAACCACGCACCGCGGUCCUCGCCGGCAGAGCUCAGUGGUGCCAACCACCACCUGCUGCGUGAGCGCAAGUCCUCCGCGCCUUCCCACUCCAGCCAGCCCACCCUCUUCACCUUUGACUCCCCUGCUGGCCACCUCCAGAGCACCCUCUCUGCCAGUGCCCCCCAGGAUUACCUUUUCCUCCACCAGUGUAUGAGCAGAAAGUCGGAAAACACAAGGAGCGCCAGCUUCUCCCAAGCCACGAGGUCCUCCUUUUUCAUGCGCAGUGACACGGCUGUCCAGAAGCUCUCACAAGGCAACGGGCACUGCAUGAAUGGAGUGGGUGGGCAGCUCCAUGGCUUUUACAGCCUGCCAAAACCCAGCCGACACAACUCAGAGUUCAGGGACAGCGCGUAUGACCUCCCACGCUCUUUCGGUUCCUACACACACCCCAAGUUGAGCCUCACCAGUUCCGAAACGGAUAACGAGGAAGUCUAUACCUACAAGACUCCCAGCAAUGCCUUAUGCAAGGAAUUUGGAGAGCUCUCCACGGACUCCUACGAUAUUCCCGCCACCCCGCUCUCCGUCUACCAGAUUCCCAGGACAUUUACACUAGACAAGAACCACAAUGCUCUUGCCGUGGCCGCCAGUGACUCGCCCACCAUGCCACCCCCACGGCCUCCAAAACCUGGGCAGAUGGAGCCACGAUGGGGCAGCCCACCCCAGCGACCCCAACCCAGUGAAAGCUUAGGGUUGGCCCCCAUGGCAGCCACCAUUCCCCGGAGAAACACACUGCCAGCAGUGGAGAACAGCAGGCUGCACCGAGCUUCUUCUUGUGAGACGUACGACUACCCCCAGCACGGGGGCAGCAGCACCGUGCAGUCGGUGGAGUCCAUGAAUGAUGGGUACAACUCCUACCUGCAGGCCAAGGCUGUGGUGGCCCGUUCCCACAGUGCCGACUCUGAGGACAACUACGUCCCCAUGAACCCUGGUUCCUCGCCCCUGAUCCAUGCUGAGAAAGCCAACGACAACGCCCAAAAUCUCUACAUCCCCAUGAGCCCUGGGCCGCAUCACUUUGACCUGGUGGGAUUGUCUUCAGCCACCCUCCCCAUGCAUAAAGGAGGGGCCAUGGCCCAGUGCCACAGGCGGCUGAGUGAAAUCCAGCCCCCACCAGUCAACCGCAACCUCAAACCCGACCGGAAAGCAAAGCCAUCACCACUGGACCUGAGGAACAACACUGUCAUCGAUGAGCUUCCCUUCAAAUCACCAGUGACAAAAUCCUGGUCCAGGCCAAGCCAGACCUUCAACGCCAGCUCUUUGCAAUACUGUCGACCUGUCUCCUCCCAGAGCAUCACCAGCACUGACUCAGGAGACAGUGAGGAGAACUACGUGGCAAUGCAAAACCCCAUUUCUGCUUCUCCUGUUCCUAGUGGCACCAACAGCCCAGCGCCUAAAAAGAGUUCGGGUAGUGUGGAUUAUCUGGCCCUGGACUUCCAGCCAAGCUCACCAGGGCCACACAGAAAGCCCUCCACCUCAUCGGUUGCCUCAGAUGAGAAGGUUGACUAUGUGCAAGUGGACAAGGAGAAGACACAGGCGCUGCAGAGCACCAUGCAGGAGUGGACUGAUGUGCGGCAGUCCUCAGAGGCCACCAAGAGCACCAAGCAAUAGUGACAGGGCAGAUACUUAACAGGCAGAUGUCCCAGGGGUUCUCCCAGCUUGGGGCCCUAUCAGACUUCCAGCUCCAUUUGGACUGGAUUUCUCUAAAACUGCUGUCUGUGGAGGGGAGAGGUUCUUUAUUAUCAUUUUCUUUUAAGACAAAAGAAACUUAAUUGCAGAGGAAGACUUGGCAGAUACUGUUUGCCAGUGAUAAAGGUCAACUAUGUUUGUUGGCUGGGUUUGUGCUUUAGCUGCUGAAUGCACCAUCCAGGAACUUUGAUGUAGCAAUACCAAGUUCCACCUUACACAUUUGUUGCUUACAGUUAUUAAAGCCACCCUUUAUAUCCUAAUAUCAUCUUUCCCCUUCUUCUUCCAUACCAAGCCCAUAAACCAUGCCAUUUAGGUUUGGCAGCAUCUCUUCCAGAACAUCAUUCCCCAGCACCAAUUCUCUCCUCUUUAUGGUUGCCCUCUUCUCUGCCUCCUCUCAAUCCCAAAACUGGGCAAAGACCAUUCCUCUUUGACUUUAUUUUCAUCAUCCCAUCUGUUGUAAAUAGUAAUGUGUUCAAAACCUCUGAUAGUUUUUCUCAUUGUGGGACAGCCUCUGUGUUUCUGGUAGUGAUUUGUAAUUGUGACGAGCUCGAAGAGCUUCCAGACUGCCUUGUUGAGCUGGCUUUGCAGUCCAGGACUUGCCCCACCAUGCAUACAUACACCAGUAUGUAUGUACGCAGACACUUGCAUGCACGCAGGAACACCCAGGUGUGAUGGAGUGUCUUUUAUGGUUGACUCUCAAAGUCAGUGGGUUGGAGAGGUUGGCUUUGGAUGGCAGAAUGUCAGCCUUUCUGAAGCCAAUUGCCUGUGAAUCUGGCCCUAGAAACCAAAAUCUACCUUUUGUGGCACGAAAAUAAGCCCAGUGAGGAUGAGUCCCCAUCAUGAAAAGCUCUGCAUGAGGUAUUCAGAAAGGCUAUGGGACCCCUGUGUACCUGGGCUGAUGUGAGGUUGAGUGAUAAGUGGGAGGAAGGAGGAGAUGUAGGGACCAGGAGAAGGCAGGUGCUGUACCUCAGAGGUCAGACUUGGAUGAAGUGCUCCUGUGGGCUGUAACUUGGGGGAAAGGAGUGGAAUAACUGAAAUGUUGGUCAGUGGUGAGGCGUUAGGUUUGGAAAGAGGCUGAUCAGAAGAAGCAGGACAGGGUGUUCCAAUAUUAAAUUUAUCGCAGCAUACAGCUGGUUCAUGCUGGAAACAAAGGGUUGGUCUAAAUAUUUUUCUCCAUCUUUGGUGAUACCUCUUUGAUACAAACAGUACUUUGUGAUGGUAAUGACCCCAGGCUCUGAUAAUGGAUGGGAAGCUGCUGUUCCACUGCCUGCAUCUUUGACACAUCCAGGCUUUGGGAUUGCUCUCCCCAGGCAGCUGCCGCACACAGAGAGUAGAGAAGGAAGAGGCAGCUUAUUGCAAAGAUAAUAACUCAUGAUCUCAUGAAAACAGGAAGAACUAAUGAUUGCCAUGGAGCUGCCUGAUUGCCAGACAGCAAGCACUGACACAGAUAAACAGACCGACUGCAAAUUGAGAGCUAAACAAAAGGCACGUUAGAAGGAUUAGGUAAUAACAUUUGCUAAACAGCUUGAGUUAUUCUUUCCUCAAAAUGAACCCCUCCCAGCAGCAGGGGCUCUACUUCCCACAACCACCACCAAGAAGAGCAAUCAUUUGUAUUAAUUAUUGAUGCUUAAGCAUUAACACAUUUGUUUAAUCUUGGCCUGAGUUUGGAAAGGGCCAGAUGCAUCUCACAUGGGUAUAGGAUGCCAGACCCUUAAAGGCUAGGCUCUGCCUCAUAAAAUAAGUCUCCAGUUUCCAACACCAGUUGAUGUUUUCCUCUGCCUUGCCAUGAAAUGGGAGGAUAUCAAGGGAAAAGCUCUGAUGACCCUUUUAAGACAUUGCAGUGUUGGGCUUUUACAAGAAUAAUGGAGCAAAUAUCCUCAUGCUUAUGGUAAAAAUAAUGAUCAUCUAGGAGAGAGAUGAGAGAAGUCCCAAAGGGGAAGAUUAACACAGCCAGAUGCUUUGUGAAGACCAGGGCCUGUGCCUCUCACUGAGGACUUGCACGCUUGCAUGGUGAGAUAAUGAAAUGAAGAGCAGAGUGCAGCGCUUCAUCUUUCUAUAACCCCUUUCAUCACCACUUCUCAGGGGAGACAAAACACUGGGUCUGGUUCAGAGCCCACUGAAGUCACUGUAAAGACUCCCAUAAAGUUCAGUGAGCUCAUUAAGAGGAUAUGGAGAGAUCUUCUGGUCUUGGCAUCCCACGGGUGCCUGAGACACGAAGGAGAAGCCACGAAGGAUGGAUCUGGUGUGCAUUGACCUGGCUGGAAGUGAGCUCUGCACAGUCCAUGCUGAAAGGCAAAGAACUUGGCUUUCCUAUUUCAUCUUCCAACCUGCUGUAUACAAAGGAAGAUUAGGUUGGGGAGGAGGGGUUAUGAUGUACGCUGAAUGUAGUUCCCUGCCAAAACCACGCUGUUUGCCUCCUAAAAUGCAGCCAUCUCUGGGUGAAUUGCAGCAGAAACUUCAGAAAUAGCCCUUCAUGUUGCUUGGGGUCUCUUGCAAUUAUGCUUGAGAUGAAACUGAGCCAGCUUCAGGCCAAAAAAAUCUUGAGCCGCACCAAAAGCAUAAAAAAAUCAAGUUGUAAAAUGCAUUCAGAUCUUUUUCUUCACUUUUCUGGCCCAGUGCAUUAGAUAGAUAUCCAGCUGUUUGGAGCAUGGCCAGAAAUGUGUGUCUUCUACCUCAUGUGAGGCUGGGAGAUGGGGAGCUCAGCAAAUCCUUCUGAUGCUGCAGUUGUUUGAGAAUCCAAACCAGGGCUGGGAUGCAAUUCUGCACUGGGACUAGGUGCAUCUAGUGCCCACUUCCAUGUUUAAUCCGAGGUGUUAAGAUUAGGAAAGCAUAAUCAGUACUUAACAGUACUGGAGAAAAUAGUCCUUUUUCUCCAGGUCCCACAGGUGCUGAUAAUUUGUUCAUGGGCAGAUCAAAAGCAGCUAUUUCACAACUGCUGCUUUCUAUCUCCCUACCUUGCUCUGAGGUCUUUAUUUCUCCAGAAACAAAUAUUCCUACAUUUUUUUCCUGCUGAGCAUCAAGCAAGUGGCUCCUCCAUACUAAGCAGCAACUCCUUGAUUCCAUCCAUGCAUUGCCGUGUAGACGUGGCUGUAUCAGCCCCUAUGUAAUCAAUCGCUGCGUUGGAAAUCAUCAUUCCUGCCUGUUGCUGAGCUGAUUACAGCAGUCCCUGAUGAUUAAUGUUUGUGCAGUAUUUAGUCUUAAACUGUAUUGAAAAGCAGCUGGCUUAAUUACACGGACUGCCAAGAACUUUGUCCCAAAGGCACUGAGUUUAUCACAUCCACUCUAUACUUGGAUGCUGAAGUACGACAGAUUCUUUUGUUAGAAAUAGAUAUUCUAGGAAGCUGAGAACACUGCUAAUGAUUCAUUUUAAUUACAGGCAAAAGAUUUGACUUGAGUCCUUACGUCAGAGCCUCCUCCUGAGCUAUACAAUCUCAUUUAUGACAAGGGAUGUGCUUUUAUACAUGUGUGUGCUCAUGGAAGAGAGCUGACCGUAGGACAAACAUCAUGAUCUCAGUUUUUGGUUUUAUGAAGUAUCAGAGCCAUGUCAGAAAUCUUCCCAAGACUUAAAGCUAAUAACUUGGUGGGUUUAGGGGCAGAAAUUUACAAAAACUGUGUAUUUCUUACUGUGAGUUUGCAACUGCUGUUCACAACCCCUCUGUCUCGUGAGAUAUAUGAGUUGUCUUUAAACUGAUUUGCAAUGACUUGACAUUUGAGUGUUCAGUGAGAAAUAAAUUUCCAUCUCUAAAUGGAUGCCAGGAUGAAAUCUAGUUUCAAAUAUAAGAAAAUAUGUGUGUGUGCAGAUUGUGCUGGGACAAAACUGACUGACUGGCAGAUGGGGCUACAUCUGAAGCUGGCACCAGAAGGUAGCCAAGGCUUGGGUUGACUUGGAGAUAACUGGGAUGAGUUUGGAGCCAGGGCCACCAGCCACUAAAGAGGGUUGUAUAUGGGUUGAAUGGAGAGAAGGUAGGGGCCAGCAAGAUUUGAGUCUUGGUCUCCAAAACUUCAUUUGGCAUGAGUCUCAAGUCAGAUCAGCAGAGAUCUGUGGGUUGUGAAGAGUUUUUCUCAGUAAAAGCCAUGGGGAGCCAUAAAAGCUCCCCUCCCAUCAUUCUCAGGAAUUAUCCAGGGCACUUCACCCUUGGGGGAAUCAUCCUGCCCAACAUUCAGAAAUCCCAAUCAGAAUCACAAUAAAAAGGAUGGUGGGGACCCAGCUGUGCUGAUGGACACCUGGUUCUGGGGAUCCCUUGGUUUAAUCAUUGGCAUGUGGCUUCACAGCAUGUCCCAAGAGAGGUUGUGCUCUGUCCUUGGAAACCAGAAUGGAUCAAGUCCUGAACAAAUGGGUUGGACCUCACAGCUGCACCUGCUUGAAGCAGGGAAUAGAACUGGAGAUAUACCUUUCCCUUGAUUUACCAUGAGACCCUACUGCUGGAGCAGGGGCUCCUACAUGUGAGGGAAAAGGAAAAACACCUAAAUGCUAUAGCAUCCUGAACAGGGCCAGGACCUCUUCUCUGGGCAUGAAGUGACAAGGCAUAGCUCAGUCCCUGAGGUCAUAUACACUGGUGAAGUGGCCUAACCCACACUGAGGCCAUCCCUUGCACCUGGGAUAGGGCUGACUAGAUCAGGCCAAGUUAUCUAGGAUAUGGAUACACAGUCUGAGCCACUGGAAAACAGCUUGAACACAAAAUUUGUCAUUGGCAUUGACCCUCUGGAGCCCCACCUGCAUCCCUGCAUCCCAGGAUCCCACUCCCUUGAGUGUACAGGGAAGAGUUGGCUCCAUUUGGCCAUCCAUGGCUCAUUGGCUGGGAUAGAUUUAAUUGUUUUUGUAGUACCUUGAGUAGUUUUUCUUUCAUAGUGCCUUCAAUGGUACUGUGCUCUUGAUUCAUGAUGAAAACAGUAUUGAUAACACACUGAUGCUGUUAUCAGAUGUUGCAGAGCAGUGCUUGCUCAGAGUUGAGGAGGACUUUUCAGCUUCUCAUGCUGCCUUACCAGUGAGGAACAAGGAGGUGUACAAGAAGCUGGAAGGGGACACAACUGGGACAAGUGGCCCAGAGUGGCCAAAGGGAUAUUGCAUACAAUAUGAUGCCAUGCCCAGCAAUAAAACGUGGGGAGAAAUUUGAAUUUUCCAGGGGUGCCAUUGCUCAGGGACCAGCUGAGCACUGGUCAGUUGAUGGUGAGCAGCUGCAUCAUGCAAAUUUUCUUUUCUUUUCAUCCUUUUUCAAAAAACUUGUUCAACUGUCUUUCACUUCUAGCCUUUGCCCUUUCAAUUAUCUUCCUCCUUUCCACUGCAGAAUGAGUGAGUGAGCAACUGUGUGGUGCUUAAAUGUGUGCCAAGGUUAAACCACCACAUGGGCUCUGGUGGGAAGAUAAACUGAGUGCUGACAAGGGGACACAGAGAGGGGUUUGGCUCUCCUCCAUGGGGAUCUCCAGAAGCCUUUGGAUGCAGGGCUGGGAACCCUAUUCUGGGUAUCUCUGCUGGGGUAGGGAUGGGCCAGAUACCGGAGGCUCCUCCAGCACCAUGAUUCUAAUACUGUGAUUCUGUGAAAUAGCUCCACAGGUCCUGGCUGAUCUCCUUAGUCUGGGAAGGGAAGAAGUGGGUGUUUCUCUUAAGUCAUAUUUGUAUUGCACUGACAUUUCCCCAGCUGGUGAUACUGCUUUUCCAUGUAAAAGUUGAUAGCUCCACUGUGCAUCGUACUAGAGGAACACUGUCAGUAUGAGACCAGUGCAGUUGGACUGUGCCUGUAGAGAAGCCCUAUUUGCAAUGGGAGGGGCAAAAAAAAAGAGCCUAACCCCAGUCAGAUCUGGAGCCAAAGGACACGCGUGGCUACCAAAAAGCCAAGCAAAUCUGAGAGACCACUCCAGCAUCAAAUCACAAGGCAGAGGCAGAGAUGUGUACACCGAUGAGUUCUCCACAGUCUGAAGCAGUCCAUCCCUCUGUCGGCUUGUCCUUUGUAUCCAAUCCUUGUUCACAGCUCCUUGAGAAGUGCUGUUAAUCAGAUUCCUGUCUCGGUGGUUUCUCUUGGAGAAGAGCCAAUAUGUAGCAAGGUGUCACCAGCCAACUUACAAUGAGCCUUGCUUAACACACUGUGCCCAAAUUUCAACAUGUUCUGGAGCAGGAGCUGGGCCCCGUGGCUCUAUCUCUCGAGCUAAAAUUGCUUCUUGCUGGGCUUGCUUGCAAUCAGCAGACUCUUAAUUUUCAAUGCUGGCUAUUUAUAAGAUAACAAGUGCAUUUGUAGGCCAGUGGAUUGACUAUAAGGGCCAUCCUUUUAUUGUUGUCUUUCAGGUGACACCACAUUUUAUCUUCAGGUGGGCCCAGGAGGUUCAUUUAAACUAACUCCCACUUUCAGCCCAUAAAAUGAAGAUUACGAUCUUAGUACUUAUUUCCCCACCUCACAGGAGCGUGGUGAGGUUUAAUUAGUCGACAUCACAAUUGCAUGUCCAGCAUCAUACAUGACAUUGCUCUGCAAAACUCACUGAGAACCUCAUGUACAAUUGCCAGUGUGGGGGAAAAAAAAACACUUGUUGGGGCUUUCUCCUGAGUGAGGAGAAAGAAACAUUUGCACAGUUUUGGUGUUUUGCUGCCUCACAGUCCCCGGAAAUACUACAUUUAAUUUGGGAGCCCCUAGGACACAGUGGCUGAAAGCAUCAUGGAGAAAAGGGCUCCCAGGGAAACACGUUGAUGAAUCCCACAGGACUAGGGCAAACCUUUAGCAUUAGUGAUGGCCCACUCAGCUCUUGGUGAAGUCAGCAGUCCCCACUGACUUUGAGCAUCACUGGGUGGGAGUGGACCCAGCCAAAGUAGAAUAGUUUUUGCCAUUUGUAUCUUAACCUGCAGCAAGGGCGGGUCAAAGCCUGGCUUUGAAGCAGGGAUAUGUUGUGUGUUUCAAAGCCUAUGACUGUUCUGAAAACAGAGGAUUUUUUUUUCAGUUUGUAGAAGGAAGGACGAGAGUAAUCUGUGGCAAACUGUACAGUACAUGUCUUCUUGUGGUGUCGCUGUUGGAAUGGUUAUGAAGUUUUCAAAUCACUGUGGACAGCUAAUCACUUAAGUUAAUUAAUUUAUUCUUUACGGUUUGUUGUUCUUUUUUUUUUUAUGUAAUUGGAAACAAUUAUUUAUCCUGUAAAUCAGUCUUGAGUGAAACCUAGAUAAUUCCUUUUUUUUUUUGCUGUUAAUAAACAUGGUACAUGACUGA